Molecule: messenger RNA, 1376 nt
Organism: Phaeodactylum tricornutum CCAP 1055/1
Lineage: Eukaryota; Bacillariophyta; Bacillariophyceae; Surirellales; Neidiaceae
Exons: 1
Molecular function (GO): nucleic acid binding; RNA helicase activity; ATP binding
Source: RefSeq, a predicted model, not a curated record
UUGCUAGUUCAUAUCGACCCAAUUCCAUCAAGUUUUCGUCGUUUACUUCACUUGACAGCAACGGAUCUAGAUUCACCAUGACAAGCCUUUCCCAUCAAGACGAAAGCGACGGCGACAACGUCCAGAGCAACAAACCACAGGAAGAUUUGGAGGAACCAAAAGAGACAGAGCCGCUGGGAAUUUUGACGGAACAAUCGUUCAAGUCGCUCGGUGCUUGUGAAACGCUUCAGGAAGCUUGCGAUCGGUUGGAGUGGAAGACGGCGACUCGCAUUCAAGCAUCUGUCUUACCGGAAGCCUUCGAGGGCCGUGACAUUAUCGGCCUCGCCGAGACGGGUUCUGGGAAAACCGGAGCCUUUUGUUUGCCGAUCCUGCAGGGUUUGUUGCGGAAACCGGUCAAGGGCACGGCGGCCUUGAUUUUGACGCCGACCCGCGAACUGGCCUUUCAGAUUUUGCAAGUCGUGCAGGGAUUGGGACAAGCAAUGGGAGCAACGGCGGUCUGUGUUGUGGGUGGAGUGGAUCGGACGUCGCAGGCGAUUGCUUUGGGACGAAAUCCACACGUGGUGAUUGCGACGCCCGGACGGCUGUUGGAUCAUUUGAAAGAUACAAAGGGAUUUAAUCUGAACAAAGUACGCUACUUGGUUUUGGACGAAGCGGAUCGCAUGUUGUCGAUGGAUUUUGAAGAAGAGUUGCAUCAGAUCCUGGACAACAUGCCGGAACAACGACAAACACUUUUGUUUAGUGCCACCAUGACUACGCAAGUGGCCAAGCUCGAGCGGGCUUCGCUGAAAGAUCCUGUCAAGGUCCAAGUUAGCACCAAAUUCCAGACACCAAAGCAGCUAUUACAAUCGUACUUGUUUAUUCCCGCUAAAUACAAGGACUGCUACUUGACCUAUCUGAUCAACGAACACGCCGGACAGUCCAUUCUCGUAUUUGGUGCAACCUGCAAUAACGUGCAGCGGCUCGCACUCAUGCUGCGCAACUUGGGUUUCCCCGCCGUAUGCUUGCACGGCCAAAUGGAUCAGUCCAAGCGGUUGGGCGCCCUGCAGAAGUUUUCCAGUGGCGAUCGGACCAUUUUGCUCUGUACCGACGUUGCCAGUCGCGGUCUCGAUUUGCCCCAGGUCGAUUUGGUCAUUAACUUUGAUCUACCUGGACACGGGAAGGAGUACAUUCAUCGUGUGGGGCGGACUGCGCGUGCCGGAAAGUCAGGUAGGGCGAUUGCUAUGGUGACGCAGUACGACGUGGAAGUGUACCAACGAUUGGAAGCCUUGCUGGGUAAAAAGCUGGACGAAUGGAAGACGGACGAAAAGACGGUCUUGGUAUUGUUGGAGCGUGUCAGUGACGCACAGCGGAUGGCCACGCGAGAACUCAAGGAGCAG